ACUGGUGCCAACCGGGACAUUUUGAUAGUGUGUGCUAAUUAAAUUAAGGAAAAUAAAACUAUAUUUAAUACAUAAUAUUGUAUCUACGUUUAAUCGAUACAAAGAAGAAAAAACUUUUGUUCAACAAAUAUUAUGCGAGUGACUUAAAACAUUGGAAAUUGUUAGAAAAGACAAUGUGUUUUUCUUUACGAGUUUCAAGAUAUAUAUAUCUGAAGUUAUUUAGAAGUUUUAUAUUGAAGAAUCGUAUCACUCGAUCACGAAAAUACAAGAAGUUUGGCAAGUCAAAGAAACUGAAAGUGUCAUGGCGGCGACGUUAGCUCUCACAUGGGUUAUUCUGUUUAGUGCCUGCCAUGUGUUUGGACAAAGUCUAGAUAGCAUGCCGUUUGAGAACAAUGGUGUAUGCAGCAAAAUGAUCUGCAACACAUUGGAGAAAUUGAAUGAAUUAAAGAACUGCAUGGUAGUGGUUGGAAACCUUCAAGUUUCGCUUUUAGAGAAAGCGAAGAGAGACGAUUUUGAGGGAAUAUCGUUUAAUCUCAGAGAGGUUACUGGAUAUGUGGUGUUCUAUCGAGUGAUUGGUUUAGAGUCAAUCGGACAGUUGUUCCCGAACCUGACUAGAAUACGAGGAGCACAAUUAUUGAACGACUAUUCACUGAUCGUUUACGACAUGCCCAAUCUCAAAGAGAUCGGCUUGUACAGUCUGUUGAGAAUAGAUCGGGGCGGGAUAAUAGUGUGGGCCGCGCCGCAGGCCUGUUACCUGAACACGAUCAAUUGGAAGAUCAUAGCGCCCAGGUCCCGCCACGUGCUUGGCUCGUCCGACGUUAAGAUGCAAUGCGUCUCCACGUGCAGGUGUACUAGUGAUGUGGAAACGAACUACUGCUGGAAUUACAAAAAAUGUCAGCGUUACGUAGAGGGGCCUGAAGCAGACAAAUGCAGCGAACAAUGUCUCGGCUGUAAGAAGACCAACGGAAACAGUUGCAGUGUUUGUCGAAAUUAUACAUACAAAGGGCGCUGUCUGUCCAAAUGUCCAAAUAAUACAUUACUUCUAUCAAUGAACAAGUAUUGUUUAGAUAAAGAAGAAUGCUCUCAUUUAAAAGGAUGGCCAUGGAACAACACCUGUGUCUUUGAUUGCCCACUGGGCUACGUCGUUUCUAACAUCUCAAAUAACAUAAGCUGCAGACUCUGUCCCAAAUGUCACAAGACUUGCAACAGUUUGGUUAUACAAGCAACGAGCGCCAUACAGGCCGCUCAGAGGUGCGUCUACAUCAACGGCUCCCUCACAGUACACAUCAGAGCGAUUCCAGAAGCAAUGGAUGAACUGAGAACAUACCUCGGUCAGAUAGAAGAAGUUUCAGACUUUAUUGUCAUUUAUGGAUCACUCGUUAUAACGUCCUUAGAAUUCUUAUCCUCUCUUCGGUAUAUCGGUGGUAGAAAUUUAAAAGACAAUAAAUACAGUCUCGUCGUAGACGGUAUGGUUAAUCUUCAAUCGUUAUUCACCCCAAACGUGACGAAUAAUCUAAAAAUUGGCCGCGGCGCGCUUAACUUCUCCCGUAAUCCCGUUUUGUGUAUCAACCACAUAGAACAAUUGAAUCGUUUGUUUCCAGUGAAGCCUGACAAUUCUGAUCUACUGCACAGUAACGGUUACAGCGGUGGCUGCAAGUACGCGUCCGUGGGCCUUCAAAUACGAGUAGUGAACGAAAGUUCUGCUCUGGUGAUGUUCACUCCAAUGGAGGAGCCGGACGUACACUACACCAUAUUGUACAUACGGCUACCCAUCGGGUCGCACAAGAUGUUUGUGCCUGAAACUUGCAGUGACUCUGAAUGGCAUGCUAUAAAUGUUCCAAUACAUUUUGGUAAAAAUGGUCUAGUGGAACUGACAUCUUUGCGACCAGCGUCCACUUACGCACUAUGUAUAGAAAGUUAUGACGCUCCACGAAAAUAUCUUGCAAGAAGCACCAUUUUCAAUUUUACGACACCAGUUGGCAAACCAGAGCCACCUUUUAUUUCUGAACUAGUCGCAAAUUCUUCAACGCUUGUAGUUUUGAGAUGGGUGGACCACAAAGUGUACCGUCCGCAUAUAACGCGAUAUGAAAUUGAUUUAACUAUUAUAGAUAUUAAUUUAAAAAAUGUGGGGAUUCGAAAUCAUUGCAAAGACGACAAUAUACCGGAAAUAGACUACUUUCGCCACGCCGUGGUGAUGAGACCUCCAUCUGAUUAUGAUAGAAGCUGCGAAUCAAUGUGUGGAGUUCUGUCGACUGUCACCGCGGGUGCUCUAGUUGAAGAUUACCUUGAUUUUUGUAGUGACGAAGAUUCUGACUGCAAUAUUGAUGAGGAGAAGGCUCCUACUAAUACAACGUUAGGAAGGUUUGUUCGUACCAUGUUUCUAAAUAUUAGUGGACCACAGAAUGACUUUCAAAUCGGUGGCUUAGCACCGUAUAGAGAUUAUAGAUUCCGGUUGCGCGCUUGUGUUGGAGAUAUUUGCAGUCGCUCUGCACGAAGUGUGGUUAGAACUUUGUAUUCAGAUUAUGCGGAUGUACCUAAGUUAACUUAUGCGAAUGCGAACGACGACGGUGAGAUUUCGGUAAAAUGGAAACCGCCUGAUUUUGUGAACGGCAUUGUACUGUCCUACUCUGUGCAAGUGCUCAUUCCAAAAAUUACAGAGACUGAUGACAUUGAAUUCUCACCAAAUGUGUGGUGUGUAGCUGCUGAGAAAUUUAAUUUAGUUGUUAAGUAUAUAGUAACGAAAAAAUACUACGUCAGAGUUUGUUCAUCCAGCCUUGCACAGAGCAAUGCGUGUGGUGAGUGGAAAACUGUCAUUGCAGUCACAGAGUACACUCAGAACUGGUGGUUUGCUGUUCUGUUCGGGCUUUUGUUAUUUAUAACUUCGAUUGCGGUGUGUGUAUAUUGUAAGAAAAGAGAUAAUACAGACCAGGUUCCUCUUAUAGACAUGACGCCUACAUAUAAUAUGACCGAUACUGAACCGCCUUUCAUGUUAUCAGACCUAGUGCCUCUCUCCGUGUUUGUAGAUCACAAUAAUUAUACAAUGUAAAAUUUUAAGAGACCUACAAUAAAAUAUUUUAUACAUAAAACUAUUAUCAUUGUAAUUCAUACCAUACUAUAUCAUACCAGCCUGUUAUAAAUCUGCCUGAAAGAUUUAAAUGUCAUAUAAA
Molecule: messenger RNA, 3167 nt
Organism: Achroia grisella
Lineage: Eukaryota; Metazoa; Arthropoda; Insecta; Lepidoptera; Pyralidae
Product: insulin receptor-like
Exons: 8
Coding region: 302-3046 (914 amino acids)
Molecular function (GO): protein binding
Source: RefSeq, a predicted model, not a curated record